Talpa occidentalis (Iberian mole) is the source of this 618-nucleotide messenger RNA. Its product is annotated as optic atrophy 3 protein homolog. Gene Ontology annotation, cellular component: mitochondrion. Gene Ontology annotation, biological process: regulation of lipid metabolic process. NCBI's taxonomy places the organism in Eukaryota, Metazoa, Chordata, Mammalia, Eulipotyphla, Talpidae. The coding region runs from base 1 to 618 and encodes 205 amino acids. The transcript is spliced from 2 exons. The record is from RefSeq and is a predicted model, not a curated record.
AUGACCGAGACAUUGCUGGCCCUGCCUUUUCGGGACCCCCAGUUCAUAGAGGCGACCUGCUUCCAGAUGAGUUUUCUGGACGCCGUGGCGAGCUGCCGUCCCGUUCUGUUCGAGGCCCCCCCUCUGCGGCGCCUGCGGUUCCCACGCGGACAGUCGCGGACCCCCCCCCCCCCCCCCCGCGGCGGCGCUGACUGUGUGUCCCCCGCAGUGUACCACUGGGCGGAGAUGCGCGCCAAGAUGCGCCUCCUGGGCUUCAAGGGGGACGCCGUGAAGCCGCUGAACGAGGACGCGGCGGCCGAGCUGGGCGCGGAGCUGCUGGGCGAGCUCACCAUCUUCGUGGUGGCCUGCAGCUGCCUGAUGCUGGAGUACUGGCGCCAGCAGGCCAACCACCGGCGCAAGGUGACCGAGCGGCGCGCCGCCUGGAGCUCGCUGCGGGACGAGGUGGACCACCUGGGGCUGGCGCUCGAGGCGCUGCGGGAUCAGCUGCAGGCGCUGCCGCCGCCGCCCGCGCCCGGCUCGCUGGAGGAGCUGCAGGCGCAGAUGCGCGACGUGCGCGCCCAGCUCCGCGCCCUGAGCGCGCCGUCGGCGCCGCAGGCUGCACCCAAGCCGGAGGAGUAG